GAGAGAUUCUCCUGCACGCACAUUCCCCUCGUACGCACGCGUGUGAUUCUUAUCUCGUGUACGAAUGACUCACUCCUACAUAUAGCAUGUAGGGGUACCUGUCAUACUCGCUGUGUUCCUUCGAGUCCGCCCGAAAAAUUAUACCUUGCGUACAUAUCGAAGAUGGCCAACUCGGACGUCCAGUUGUUCAACUAUGACAUUCUUCAACUCUCUUUCGGCUGUGGGAUCCACACCGUCACGGUCAAGACGGCGAAGAUGAUCAGGGUAGCAGGAUGGAUUCUCAUCGUAAUAGGAAUUGUUUUGAUCGGGCUUGCGAUUACCAACAUCGCAAUACAGUCUGAUGAAGGUUGCGAGGAGUGGUGUGGCAACGUGUUGGGAGCUUUCUUUUCUGCUCUUGCAUGCAUCAUCGGCGGGAGUCUAGCUAUUAACCGAGUCAAUCGGGCUUUGAAAAUGCUCAUGAUAAACAAGAGGGCUGGAUCAUAUCAGCAAGGAUUUCCCAGCGCGUUUCCACAGCAACCUGCAUACGGAUACCCUGGUCAGCAGCCGCCAGCGUUUUCUCAAGGGUACCCAGGACCACCGCCGGAUUACCGACCGAGUUAGAAUGCCUGUCUGAAUCUGAAUGUCGAGAAUAUCGAGUUCGAGAAGAAUGUGUGACUCGUGUGAAUAUUCUCUUGCCUGGAGUAAAUGAUAUUCAUCCUCACCCUUCAAAAAUUCAAUUUGAGACCCUUUCUACAUUGUAACAUUUCUCUACAUUUCAUUAAUUUGUUGAUCCACGAUAUCUUUAACACCCCACUUAAGAUCAGAUUGGAG
This is a messenger RNA of Darwinula stevensoni, 810 nucleotides long. The record is from the annotation of a GenBank genome assembly. NCBI's taxonomy places the organism in Eukaryota, Metazoa, Arthropoda, Ostracoda, Podocopida, Darwinulidae.